AAAUUUACACCGUCUGCGUUCGCCUUGAAGCUACGUUGUGAUAAAAAUUCUGACAAGUUAGCUAACUAGUUAUCCUGCUAGCUAACAGCCAAGCUAAUGAGCGUUAGCUCAGCUGAAUGCAGGCUUCCCUCCCUGAGAGAAUGUGUGUAAAAACGGAAGUGAUUAACAUGUUUGUCUUCAAACUCCACCGUCCUAAACUUUAUCCCCAGCCAAUAACGUUAAGCCUAAUGUCGUUAAGGCAGCGGACGUUAUUGCGAGAGAUAAAGCAGCUCUCAUUUAGCGAAUUUGAUGUGAGUUAACAUCACUUAAUCUCCUUUUCUCCAACGACACUAGCAGUUAAAGCUAGCAAAAUCUUUAUUCAAACAACGAAGAUUAGCUUCCUAAACGCAUCGAACCAACUUUCACUCGAGCCUCUUGUCUGUUUUCUUUAAACCUCUGUUUCUUUUUCUCCGAGCUUCAGUUUUAUCAAGAUCUCUUUUUAUCGAACUGUUGAGAUGUUGCUCCUGAUUAAGUGAAUCUCAUUGUGGACCAAUUCAGGGAGUUGGUGAGUGUAGUUUCACCAUGUCAAAUGGAAACAAUGAAGAUGAUGUUAUUCUGCUGGCGAGCUUCAACGUCCACCGUAGUCAAGGCCCUCGUCGCUCUCAGAGGGAGCUCAUCACCAUUUCAGAUGACUCAGAUGAGGAACCUGUAGCUUUGUUCCCUGGAAGUCCGGUUCUAGUCCCGGAUGAUGCCGAUGAUGAUGACGUCAGCAUCCUGGAGCCUCCAGCCCAUGCACGUAGAUCUGUAAUCCGCCAAGCAGCCCUAUGGAGUGGGAUCCUGCACAACUCCGGACAGGUUGGAGGUCAAAGUAGCGCCGCCUCUGUCAUUCCCACAGGGGAUCCUGGCUCUGCUCCCUCCACCUCCAGGGAUGCCAGGACUUCCCAACCAGCCACACACACUCAGACCACAGAGCAGCACAGCACAUCCAGACACUCGCUGCCGAAGCCGGCUCCAUCCUCGUCCUCGUCGUCAUCACCACAAAACCAGUCUCAGCCAAAGCAUCAGACACACAGUCAGCUCCAGGAAGGCGUGUCAGCACGCACAAAUGUGGAGCUCAGCGCCAUUCCGUCUACCUCCACAAACGCCAAGGCUACUGCCACUUCAUCCAAGUCACUUUCCCAGUCACAGCCCAGUACGUCUGCUCUGUCCCAGACACCUGCGGGCUCCUCAUCACAUGAUUCUCAGACGAGUGCCUCCUCCAGCUGCGCGCGCAUCACAGCCGCAUCCUCCUGUUCAUCUGCAAAGACUCAAGAAAUGGCGAGUACGAGUAGAGGAAAGCCAGACGACGCUCAGGCCAGCACUUCGUCCGCACACGCUCAGUCUCAUCCCGGUACUUCCAGCAGCAGCGUACCCGUGCAGCCCCGUGCCAACCCGGUGAAGGAUGUGCUCGUUCUUCCUCAGCAGCCAAGCAUCCGAGCUUUUGCUCUAGUCACACAGAAUCAGCUGCAGAAAAGGUUCCCGAACCCUCCACAGGCCGUGUCGCGCGGUUGUGCACAAGGCAACCUCAUUCAGGUGGAGCCCCGCCCCCUGGCCCAGGCACCGGCCCAGGCACCGGCCCCGGCCCAAACCGCAGCCCAGCCCGCCCAGCCUGCCCAGCCUGCCCAUCACCCCCUGGUCCUAACUGUGGCUCCUGCUGCUGUUCUCAUAGCUGACGCUCCAGAGAGAUUAGGUCCUCCCGAAGCCGGUCACAGGAUCAUCCUGGGGAGUCGGGCAUCUGUGGGGCCAGUUCCCAAUCCUCCACUGCAACCCUUCAACGGGGCUCCGCCUGCCGGCAACCUCUCCUUCAGACUGCCUCGAGGAAGCCCUCCUAGACCCAACAGUCUGGCUCUAAACCCUGAACAGAUCAACCCUGCUCCUGGCCUGGGGGCGGUGCCUCCUGCUCCAGAGGACAUUCCCCAAAUAGAGGAUGCAAGACCUGGACCGUCGGCACCCCAGGAGAGACGGGAUGAGCCGUCUCUAGUCCGAACCCUCAUCACUGGUGUGCUGGAUCUGUUCCCAGAUAUUCAGGAAGUCUACGUAGCCGAACUGAUCCGAAAAAACAACGUGAAAGACUUGAAUGUGAUCUGUAACCUGCUGCUGGAGAAUCCAGACUUUCCGAGGAGGGAGACGGCCUCAGCCUCAGCAGCAGCCUCCAGCAUCCUCCUGGAGUCCGGAGAAACCCAGACAGAGGUGACCGAGGACUUGUUCGACUACUCCAGGCUGGCCACGACGGGCCCUGAAGUUGUGAUGCAGGCGGCCGACUUGCUCAUGGCCGAUUUCAGGAUGCUCAGCAGUCAGGACAUCAAAUGGACGCUAAACGCCCUGAAGGGACACUAUGCAAUCACACGAAAGGCCUUAUGUGAAGCUCUGAAGAAGUGGCAGAAAUCAGGCGACCCGUCAGGAAAACGGCGGCGAAGCAGAACCUCCUCAGAGCGCUGCUACAUCGAUUUCCAUUUUGAGCACGGCUCGUUGAAGCUGGACCGGAGGAUGUACUUCUUAGAAAACGACCGCCGUUACUGCAGGAUGUACAACAACCUAGAAACGUCUGUGCAGAAGGAGCUGACCUUUUAUCAGCAGAAGGCCAAGGAGUGGGCAGAGCACGAGGACUUCCUCCUCGCUCUGCAGGUCAAUGAGGAUGAAUAUAAGAAGGACGGUCAGCUGAUCGAGUGCGGCUGCUGCUACGGGGAGUUUGCGUUUGAGAAGAUGACUCAGUGUUCAGACGGACACCUGUUCUGUAAAGAGUGCCUGGUGAAAUAUGCUCAGGAGGCCGUGUUCGGCUCCGGGAAGUCGGAGCUGAGCUGCAUGGAAGGGGGCUGCCCCUGCUCCUACCCCAUGUGUGAGCUGGAGAAGGUCCUGCCUGAGAACAUUCUGUGUAAAUACAACGAGAGGCAGGCGGAGGAGGCGGUGGCCGCCACCUGCGCCGAUGAGCUGGUCAGGUGUCCUUUCUGUAACUUCCCAGCGUUGCUGGACGAAGGAAUGUCUUUGUUCAGCUGUCCCAACCCGCGGUGCCGCAAGGAGAGCUGCAGGAAGUGUCACGUCCAGUGGAAGCUGCAUGUGGGGAAGACGUGUGAGCAGGUCCUGGAGAGGGACGAGAUCCGAAUGAGAGUGCUUUUCGAGGAGCGCAUGACGGCGGCUCGGGUCAGGAAGUGUGUGAAGUGCUCGACGGGCCUGGUGAAGUCCGAGGGCUGCAACCGCAUGUCGUGUCGCUGCGGGAGCUUCAUGUGCUACCUGUGCCGAGAGCCCAUCACCGGCUACAACCACUUCUGCCAGCACGCCCGCUCCCCCGGCGCUCCGUGCCGCCACUGCCGCAAGUGUUCGCUCUGGACCGACCCAACGCAAGACGAUGAGCGAAUCAUUCAGGAGAUCCAGAGGGAAGGAGAGGCGGAGCUGAGCAAAAAGUGCACCGAUAAUUCAGGGAAGAGGGUCGGUCCUCCCCCGGAGGCCAACGCCGACACCAAGCGGCCGCGUGUUGGUCCACCUCCUGAAAACCCCCCCAAUCCAAACCCCCCAGUCCAUCCUCCUCCACUGCCCCCCCAAGCGGUACAAGCCCCACUGUUUGUCCCUCCCCGCCCUCGCUACCCUCAGGCUCCCCCCCAGGGGCGGAUUUACCACCAGAUCAUCCUCCCCCCCCUUGCUCCUGCGCCGUACGUCCUCCCCCCACAGCUGCCCCCCAUGAACAAUAAUAACAACAACCAGCACCCUCCUUUCAACCCUCCCCGUCAGAACAUGGACCUGCCCAUGCACUAUGGACCCCCCCCACACUAUUACAGACGCUUCUGACACGCCGCCGCUUCAGCUGCCACUGAAAUGGCGCCACCUUCAGGCUGUCCCUCCCCCCUUUCUCACCCGUCUCCUGUUUUUUUAACUCGGAGAUGAAAAGUCCACCCAGUUCUGUCUGGACAGAUAUUUUUGAAUAAAAGUGCGAAAUUAAAAAGUUAAAA
Nothobranchius furzeri (turquoise killifish) is the source of this 3959-nucleotide messenger RNA. The record is from RefSeq and is a predicted model, not a curated record. NCBI's taxonomy places the organism in Eukaryota, Metazoa, Chordata, Actinopteri, Cyprinodontiformes, Nothobranchiidae.